Messenger RNA from Megalobrama amblycephala (Wuchang bream), 3079 nucleotides. It is a transcript of the gene ccdc191, whose product is annotated as coiled-coil domain containing 191. Gene Ontology annotation, molecular function: phosphatase binding. The coding region runs from base 151 to 2868 and encodes 905 amino acids. NCBI's taxonomy places the organism in Eukaryota, Metazoa, Chordata, Actinopteri, Cypriniformes, Xenocyprididae. The transcript is spliced from 16 exons. The record is from RefSeq and is a predicted model, not a curated record.
AAUUCCAUUGCAGCGUGAAAAGUUUUUCACUGAAGUACGUUUUGAUGAAGCUAUAACCCAUACUGUAAAUUGCUGCUAUAUAGACUUUUCAAACAUGUGAAAAUAUUAUAUUAUAUUACUAUCUAAACACAUGCCCAAGUACAAGCGACCAUGGCAUCUCCCAUACACAGACCGGAUAUUUUUCGUUGGAAAACAACAAAGACUAAAACACCAGGCAGUAAUAAGGUGCAGCUGAAUGAGAAUGACAUAAAACAGUGGGUGAAGAGGGUGGAGAUGGCUUCAGAGUUUGCUGUAGCUGAGGUGUUUUCAAUGAAGAAACCACAUGGUGGUAAAAACAGUAUGGCACUGCAGAGCGUUGAGCAGCUACAGGAUCAUGAUGAUGCAUACAGUGAAGCUCAGUCUAUUCUAAGUGAAUGGAUGAACCAGAAAUUACGACUGGAGCUUGAAAUGGAUGAUGACGAAGAGGAAGAGGAGAUGAGUUCCAAUAAAAAGGAUGAUUCAGAAUGCAAACAACUUGUUAAGACCGCACAACAUAGUUAUAAUAACUUUGAUGACAUGUACUUUCAUCUAGAGCAAGAAGAGGAUAAUUCCGUAGUGCACAAUUUCCUCCAGGACCUGAUGGAAACCGAGGUGUUGGACUUUGGAAUAAUGGAGAACCUAAAAGUAGACUCUGAACUGAGUAAGAAGAAAUGGAGGGACCCUAGCAUCACUAUGGAGGUGCGUCACAAGCAGGUAAAGGAGAACCGCAUACGCAGAGAUGCAGAGCUUGACAAACUGCGUAAAGAGAAGGACGCGCUUAAGGAGGCGCGAGAGGAAGCGUGGCAACUGGAGCAGGAGAAGCAGAGAAAGAAGAGACAGCAGGCACGCAGACAGGAAGAACUGAUACAGCAGGAGAUGAUUCGCUUGCGUAGAGAGAUGGAGGAAAAGAGGAGUGUGGAGCAGCUUGCACGAAACAUGGAGAGGGAAAAGCUUCAGAAACAAAGGGCCACUAAGAGCGCCGUCAUUCCAAAAUGUCAUAAUUCCACACAGAACAAACAGAACAAAGACCUUCAACUUAAGCUGAAGAAGCUGGAAGCCAAAGUUUACCUUCUCAAUUUGCAGUGCAUUCGCAGGCAUUUUACAGCAUGGUACUCUGUGAUAAUGGAGAGGAGGGUGCGCAUGGGCAAGGCAGCGGCGCUGUGUGAUUGGAGGAGGCAGCUGAGGGCGUGGCGGGCAUGGCGGGCUCUUGUUUGGGCCAAAAGAGAGGAGAAAGAGGCUGAAAGGACUGAAGAAGAGCUCAGACAGGAGCACAGGCGCAGUCAGCAGGCGGUGGAGAGUGACCGCAGGAGGCUUUUGAGGCGCUGCCUCAGUGAUUGGCGUGUGUGGUGUCAGGUGGAACUUCAUCGCAAGGAGCUUCUCCAACAACAAGAAGAAACCCGACGUAAAAUGACUGCCUUGAUCAGUGCGGCUGCUUCUGGGAAACUAGGGGCAGAAAAAUCUCCACCAAUUACCAACCCACCUGAAACGCUCAGUCUUACAGAACACAUCAGCCAUCAGGAAGUGCCAGUGGCUCCAGAAAGCAGUUCACCCACUGUACAAGCCACUAAAAGCACAGGCCGUUCGGAGGCCCCACCAACCCAAGCCUGGCAGGUAACGCGUCGUCAUGCCGCUCUCUCAAUGGCUGAGCUACGACGGGCCCGUCAGGGGCAACAGCAGCAGACCACCCGAAGUGGAAGUGCAGAGCGUGGCGGUGGACAGUUCAAACACGGCCAUGUGGCCCUGCAGCAAACUGUAGCAGAGCAGAGGCGCCUUCUGAAAGAGCAACAGGAGCAGAUUCAGCAACUGCAAGAGAGACAGAACAUUCUGGAACUGAGACACGAGGCAGAGAAAUCGGCACUGUUAGCAACAGGUCCUCCUGGAGCUAUAAGCACAUGCUGUCCACCUAAACCCAACACAAAUACUGCAAGAGAAAGUGCAGAAACACCAAGAACAAAGACUGCCUCAGGGGAUAACGCCAGCAGCCACACUGACCAAAAAUCAUCUCUGCAUCGUUCAGCACUUCCCCAUCCUACAGUACAAGCCAUGGAGGAACGAGCACGCCAGCGCGCCGAGCGCCGGAGAGAGAUUGAGGAGCAGAGGAGACAGAAGCAGGAGGAGAAACUGGCUCAAAUGAAGGCAGCCGAGGAGGAAAGGCUCAGAGCUGAGGAAGAAGAGAAACAAAAGGAGGUAGAGAGGAAGAAGGAAGAGAAAAGGCAGCAGAGGAAGAGGGAGCUUGAGAAGCAGAAGAGAGCAGAACGGGAACAAGAACUGUCAAAGCGGGCGUCCCAACACUACCUCAGAACCCUGUUACUGCACCGAGGCCUGGCACCAUGGAAACGCCUGCUGGAGCAAAGCCAUGUCAACACACAGAGAGCGGUGGAUCAUUGCACUCUGGCUCUGCAGAGAAGCUGCUUCUGCUCUUGGCGGCAGUCUGUGGAUGAGGCCCACGCAGAGAGAGAGGCCAGUGCCAACCAGCUGUAUCACCGGAUCCUGCUUCAGAGGGCUGUGUGUAGCUGGAAAAGGUUAAAAGAUCUGCGCUGUAUUCUGGAAGCACGAGCCGAGCGGUUCCACAAGAUAAACACCCAGAGGAAGGUGUUCACGGCACUGCUAGAUCACGCUACAGAGGAGCGAAUAACAGCCUGGGACAAUGAGCAGCGGGCAGAGGAGCACCACAGCAGGAGAGCUGUCAAGAAGUGUUUUGCUGGCUGGAGGCGUCUUCCUGUUGUCUUGCGAGAGGAGAAAGAAAGAGAGGCACGCAGAGAUGAACUCAGACGUAAAGUGGCGGAGAUUUUGCCUGACUUCCGCGCCUCCCCUAUGGACUCCCUGUGGCGCUCCGUAAAUCCUCUUUAACCAGCAAACACAGGCUGCAACUACCAAGCUUUAUAUGACAUCAUUAAAUGACAUUGACAACAUCUGCAGCUUGAUGAGCCGCCGCGUUUAAUCUUUUUACGCUUGUUUAUUUGUCCAUGGUACAGUUUAAUUGAACAACUUGUAGAAUGAAAUGCAUUACAUUAUAAACCGUCUCGCAUGAGACAAAUAAACAUCCGGAGUUUGAAGUGUU